AUGCCCAGUCGAACAGCUUCGUUAGGUUUGUUGAAAAAAUGUGAAUACGUGGCCCCGGGCCAGAUUGGCGUAUGUCGGCGAACGAUGCUUAACCGCGAAACACUGCAAAGACCAAAAACAGGACAAGUUUGCACACGCGGUCGUCCAAAACAACCGAAAGGAUUCACAUAUGGCAUGGUUUAUCAACGCAAUCCCUACGAAAUUUAUCAGUGUUUUAAUUGGCCAACGACAAAGGAAGGUGAUCAUAUAGAUCCGAAUUGUCUUCCACGUGACUUUCAUCGUAUCAAUGUGGAAUCGGUGAAAGAGGGCAUACAUCCCGUGCCAAAGUGGAUUCAGUUUGCCAAAGAGAAAAAUUACCGCAUGAAUCCGACUCAGCGUGUGUUGGGACGACUGCGUAAACCAAAGUUUCCUGAUGAUAUGACAUUCGGUUUGUUGGCCAGACCUUCCACACCGAUGAAUUGCAUCAUGUCACACCAAUAUAAGGCGAUAUGGGAUAAAUCUGCUCUAGAGUGA
Molecule: messenger RNA, 513 nt
Organism: Echinostoma caproni
Lineage: Eukaryota; Metazoa; Platyhelminthes; Trematoda; Plagiorchiida; Echinostomatidae
Source: the annotation of a GenBank genome assembly